This is a messenger RNA of Schistosoma curassoni, 981 nucleotides long. The record is from the annotation of a GenBank genome assembly. NCBI's taxonomy places the organism in Eukaryota, Metazoa, Platyhelminthes, Trematoda, Strigeidida, Schistosomatidae.
AUGUUUGCUCCAUCUGGAAGUCUUGGUAAUAGUAAACUAGAUGAAGUUUUAGCAAAGGAUAUUGAAGUAAAACAACUACUGCACAAUGAAAUUAAUGAACUUAAAGUCAAUUCUGAUCAACUUCAAAAGAAUCUCGAUCUUAAAACAUCACAGUUUGAAAAACUAAAACGUGACUUCAUUUUUAAUUUUCGGUUAAUCAAGGAGCGAGAUCUGGCGAUUAAUAAACUUAGUGGACGUGUCUCUUCUCUAAUCAAUAAUAUUCAUUCGAGGGAUAUUCUAAUUAGUGAAAUCAAAGUUUCCUUAGAUCGUACACAAUCAGAGCUUGCACAGGUGAAAUCAUCGGAAGCAAAAUUAAGAGAGGACAUUGAAGAAUCUCUCCACGAAACUGUCAAACGAGAACAAAAGCUACUGGAAAAACACAAUGCAAUAAUUGAGGUAUUAAGAAAAACUGAAACUGAAGAACGCAUCAAAUUGCAAAACAAUAUUAAUCGUCUUCAGUCAGAACUUGAGAAGGAAAGACUUCAUGCCGCUGUUGAACUGCAGACUGCAAUCGACGACGCAGUGAAAGAGAAAGAAAGACUCAGAGCUGAUACUGCACAAAAAAUCUUUGACCUAGAAUUACGUAUCCAUCUUGCAAAUGAGUCUGUUGAACUAGCUAAUAAAACUAAACAUGAUUAUAUAAAAGAAUUAUCAUCUAAGGAGGAAGAAAUAUGCAAUUUAAACUGUACAUUAAACGAAAUGAAUAAAACAAUUGAAUCACAAAGGCUUGAAAUUCAAGAUUUGCACACGCGGUUAAAUGAAUCCAAAUUGAAGCAGGUGUUACUUGAAUCAACUAAAGCUCAAAACGAAGAACUAGCAACGUCACAAAAAGCUGAGCUUACAGAAGAAAUUGAUAAACUGAAAUUAACAUUACAAAAUUCUGAUGAAAAAAUACUCACUAUCACUACUAAUUAUGAAGAACAAGUGAAUUCACUUCAAUAG